Molecule: messenger RNA, 1494 nt
Organism: Lottia gigantea (owl limpet)
Lineage: Eukaryota; Metazoa; Mollusca; Gastropoda; Lottiidae
Exons: 9
Coding region: 1-1494 (497 amino acids)
Molecular function (GO): aminobutyraldehyde dehydrogenase (NAD+) activity; 4-trimethylammoniobutyraldehyde dehydrogenase (NAD+) activity
Source: RefSeq, a predicted model, not a curated record
AUGUCAACUGGUAUAGCAGGAACUUCAAAACAAGUUCAGACUCCACUGAAUUAUGUUGGUGGUCAGCGUUUAACACCUAGCUGUUCAGAUAGUUUUAAUUUAUUCUCUCCUGCAACAGGGGAGAAGUUGAGAGAUGUUCCAGCAUCAAAUGAGAAAGAUAUCCAGAAUGUUGUAGAUAAGGCACGAGAAGCUUUUCAUUCUUGGUCUAGAGAAUCCCCUUUUAACAGAGGAAAAAUCUUAAAGAAAGCAGCAGAUAUAAUUAGGUCACGAUCUGAAGAACUAGCUAGAACAGAAGUAUUAGAUACAGGUAAACCAAUAUGGGAAGCUAGGUAUGAUAUAGAAGGUUGUGCUGAUACUAUAGAAUAUUAUGGUGGAAUUAUUGCCAAUCAUAAUGGAGAUUUUAUACAAGUAGAGGGAGGAAGUUUUGCUUACACAAUACGAGAACCUUUAGGGGUAGUUGGUGGAAUAGGAGCCUGGAAUUACCCUUUCCAAAUGGCAUCCUGGAAGUCGGCGCCAGCGCUAGCUUGUGGUAAUACUAUGGUAUUUAAACCAUCACCUCUAACACCACUGACAGCUGUAAUGUUAGGUGAAAUAUAUCAAGAAGCUGGAUUACCUGAUGGUUGUUAUAAUGUUAUACAGGGUGAAAGAGAAACUGGUGAAAUAUUAUCAUCUCAUCCUGAUAUUGAUAAAAUAACAUUUACUGGUAGUGUCCCUACUGGUAGUAAUAUAAUGGCUGCUUGUGCUAAGGAUAUAAAACAUGUAACAUUAGAAUUAGGAGGGAAGUCUCCUUUAAUAAUAUUUGCUGAUAGUAAUCUAGAUAAUGCUGUUAAAGGGGCUAUGUUGGCUAAUUUCAGCAAUCAGGGGCAGGUUUGUUCGAAUGGUACUCGAGUAUUUGUAGAGAAAUCAAUAGUAAAACCAUUUCUAGAGAAGCUGGUAGAAAGAACUAAAGCUAUGGUUAUAGGCAAUCCUAAUAAUGAAGAUACAACAGUAGGAGCUACUAUAAGUCAAGAACAGGCUGAAUGUGUAUUGAAAUAUAUUCAAAUAGGUCAGUCAGAGGGAGCUAAGAUAUACUAUGGUGGAGAAAGAGUAAAGCCAUCUGAUUCUAGUCUACAGAAUGGGUAUUAUCUAAAACCCUGUAUAUUAACAGACUGUCAGGAUACCAUGAGAGUUGUACAGGAAGAAAUAUUUGGUGCUGUCAUGUCUGUUUUAACCUUUGAUUGUGAAGAUGAAGUUGUAUCAAGGGCGAAUAACUCUGAGUUUGGUUUAGCUGGUGGUGUAUUUACAAAAGAUCUAAGUAGAGCUCAUCGUGUAGUAAGAAAAAUGGAAACAGGAUCACUAUAUGUUAAUAAUUAUAAUAUUUAUCCUGUUGGAGUACCGUUUGGUGGAUACAAGAAAUCUGGACUAGGAAGAGAGAAUGGGAAAGAUACACUAGACUACUAUUCUCAAAUCAAAUCUGUUUAUGUUGAAAUGAAUGAUGUAGAUUGUCCAUAUUAA